AUGAAAUGCUUUAUGGUUGAACUUUUUUCUAGUUAUAAAUCCCGUGAGAAUUAUAAGCAAGGAAUAACGGAAAUAGUUUUUGAUGAAGCUAUCAUUAAUCCCAAGACAGGAGAAAAAUAUUUAGAAGAUGAAGAAGGGAAGAUUAAAGAUCCUCAACCAAAACUAACCUAUAUUGCUAAUCCUUAUGAGAGAUUUAGACCUUUCAUGGCUAAUUUUUUACCUCUGAUUAGGAAACGAUUAAGUAAGUUAAAAUCUCAGGUGUUUAAUAACGAAAUAGUUAAUUUAGAGAAUGAACAAGGAGAGUUAUUAUCUCUUUAUAAACCUAGCAAGUGUUUAAAAGAAAAAGACUUAAAAAUAACCGAGUUUAUUAAUGGUUCUGCUCCUAUUUUUAUCUUUAAUAAUUGCAUCCUUUACCAAGCCAAAAAAGGCUUCUUUUUCUUUGUCAAUAAAGAUAAUAAAGAAAUUAGUAAUAAAGAAGAAAUUAAGUUUAUUCCUGAAUAUUAUGUAAAUAAUGAACAAAGAUUAAAUAGUCAGCAAGAAUAUCAAGUGCCAAUUGAAGAAAACUAUUUACGAGAAGAUUUGUUAUGGAAAUGA
Entrophospora sp. SA101 is the source of this 594-nucleotide messenger RNA. The record is from the annotation of a GenBank genome assembly. Lineage: Eukaryota; Fungi; Glomeromycota; Glomeromycetes; Entrophosporales; Entrophosporaceae.